Rhizophagus irregularis DAOM 181602=DAOM 197198 is the source of this 651-nucleotide messenger RNA. The record is from RefSeq and is a predicted model, not a curated record. Lineage: Eukaryota; Fungi; Glomeromycota; Glomeromycetes; Glomerales; Glomeraceae.
AUGUUAUAUCUUAUAAAGGCACAGACUUUCCUAGAAACUCUAGACUUAGAAGCCAAAGAUACUUUGGCAGACACUUCUAAAUUUGCUUUAGAAGCUGUGAGCAAUGUAGGAGAGGCUGUUGGACCUUAUCUUCCUUUGAUAACAGCAGUAGCUGCACUUACACAACAAAUUGUAAAAGCAUAUGAAAGUGCUCAAUAUAAUACUAAGAAAUCAUGCGCAGCAUUAAUUGAAAGAGUGCAAUCAGCUGAAGUAGCUGUUCAAGCAAAAUUUCGCAAUCAAUCAUAUUAUUUUAACUUUGAAAGAUUUGUUGCUAUUCUGAGAGAAAUUAAAGGAUUUAUUCAAGAUGUAACUCAUUUAACUGGUUACAGAAAAUUUAUUUCAAGCGUUCAUAUUAAAGAGAGAUUUCAACAAUUAAUUACAGAUUUUGAUAGUGUUGUGGCAGAUUUACAACUGGCAAUGGUAAUUGCUAAUGAAGAUGAAAGACGGUCGGAUAUCGCUAUGUUACAAGAAGAUAUUGACGAAAUGAACAAAUUUUUAAAAAAAUUGAAGGUGGUGUGGCAACUAUUAAUAAUAAGAUUAGUAAUGUUUUCGAACAUAUCUUAACUUUAAAAGGCAAAUCAUCUGAAAAUGGUUUCAACCCUAUUAUCAAUA